AGUCAUUUGCAAAGGAGUAAAUCACGGAAAGCGGGGUGAGAGCGCGACAGGCUCCCGGUUUCAGUGUUUCAACUGGAAUUGUGAUGCGCAGGAAUCUCUCUUUCUCUUCUGCAGCUUCUUCUUGUCUUUGUUCCUCUUUUUUCUUCUUCUUCGGUGGGGAUCUUAUGGAACCGUGCUGAUUGUUGUAUAAGCCUACUUCUUGUUUUAGUUGUUCUGCUUGUUCUCUCUGCUCCUGCUCUGGUUGCCUCUUGUUACCGUUAGUCACACCGCAACCAGCUUGUGUAUUGUGGCUGUCACGGAAGCUGCGCAGCUCCGGCCGCGGACCCGCUUGUCUUUCCCCUAUCUUGGGCCGUGUGUGUAUGUGUGUAGUUGGUUUGUCACUACAUCUCAGCACAGCACGGAUACAGCAGGAAACAAUAAAAAGACACGCCAGAAAGCCUUCUUUGAUUGUGCUGAGCCAAACGCAAACUGAAAAAUAUCCAUAUCGAAAGAUGAGCUCAUAUUUUGUAAACUCGCUCUUCUCAAAAUAUAAAAGUGGAGAUACGUUACGUCCGAACUACUAUGAAUGUAGUUUCGCACAGGACCUGGCCGGCAGCCGGCCCACCGUGGUCUACGGACCGGGCUCUGGCGCUACCUUCCAACACACUCCGCAGAUCCAGGACUUCUACCAUCACAGCGCCUCCUCGCUUCCAAGCAACCCCUACCAGCAGGGUCCGUGCGCGGUCACAUGUCAUGGGGAGCCGGGGAAUUUUUAUGGAUAUGACGCCCUGCAACGGCAGACACUUUUUGGGGCCCAAGACGCUGACCUGGUCCAGUACAGCGACUGUAAACUCGGUGGCGCGACCGGCCCGAGCACCGAGGACACGGAGGGGACCGAGCAGAGCCCUUCACCGACACAGUUGUUUCCCUGGAUGAGGCCACAAGUAGCUGCGGGCAGAAGACGAGGGCGCCAGACCUACAGUCGCUACCAGACUCUGGAGUUGGAGAAGGAGUUCCUGUUCAACCCAUACCUUACCAGGAAGCGCCGCAUCGAGGUGUCUCACGCAUUGGCACUGACAGAGCGGCAGGUGAAGAUCUGGUUCCAGAACCGCAGGAUGAAAUGGAAAAAGGAGAACAACAAGGACAAGUUCCCCAGUAGCAAGAGUGAACAGGAGGCGGUGGAACGGGAGAGGAGGGAAAAAGAACUGAGAGAGGCCGGUGGCGGUAAUGGUGGAGGAAAUGGAGAAGGAGGCGGGGGAGCAGGCGCGGUGGCUGUGGCAGGUACAGCGGGGUCACAAGGCUCUGUCAGCGAGGACUGCUGUGAGAAACCACACAAACAAAUGUAAAGAAAAUGGCAGCAAACUUUGAGGGGUUGGGGGUGGUUGAUCUAAAUGGUGAACCGAGAUGAUGGGUAAAGUUGGACCUGUGGACUGUUUUAUCUCUAGUUAGGGCAAUGGACUGCAUAAUCUUGACACGACUCCACGAAUUGGGAGAGUGAUGAGUUAGAAGGACUUAAGGUCUGCUGUCAGCCAAAACCACAAGACAAGAGCUUACAAAGCAAGAAAGGACUCUAAUCACUAUAAGUCAAGCUGAAUUGGAUGGCACUUAUCAUUUGAACUUAACCCGAAUAUAAUCGCCAGCCCCACCCCUCAAUGAAAAAGAAAAAGAAAGAAGAUUAAAGGGUAGCUUCCUUUUUUGUGGAACAAGUAUCGUGAAACAUUUCUAUAUUGUUAGAAUUUUAUCAUUAACAGUUUCAUCUUUGGCAGCUGUAAAGUUUUUAAGUUAAAUAUUAUGAUGGUGCACUUUUUACUGUAAUUUUCACGUCAAUGUUCUUGUUGUUAUGGCUAUGAUUUAUGAUAAUUAUGAAGAUGAUUAUGUAGCAAUUAAUGGAAUUUCCAACAACAUGAAACUGCCUAUUUAUGCCGAUUUAGUGGGUUGGGUCUCUCAUUUUAUACACACUCUGAUUGUCAUUUUAGUUAUUUUUUGACGUAGCCUAUGUCAAGGAUAUUUGUUUUAUGUUGUAUUCCUAUAUCGUUUAGGGAAAAGAGCAUGCGCACAGUGCAGAUAAAAAAGUUAAAACGUCAAUAAAUAAAAAUAAUAAAAAUUGAUUGAAAAAAUAA
Messenger RNA from Fundulus heteroclitus (mummichog), 2099 nucleotides. It is a transcript of the gene hoxb8a, whose product is annotated as homeobox B8a. Gene Ontology annotation, molecular function: DNA-binding transcription factor activity, RNA polymerase II-specific; RNA polymerase II transcription regulatory region sequence-specific DNA binding. NCBI's taxonomy places the organism in Eukaryota, Metazoa, Chordata, Actinopteri, Cyprinodontiformes, Fundulidae. Gene Ontology annotation, biological process: regulation of transcription by RNA polymerase II. The transcript has 2 exons. Gene Ontology annotation, cellular component: nucleus. The coding region runs from base 360 to 1325 and encodes 321 amino acids. The record is from RefSeq and is a predicted model, not a curated record.